Trifolium pratense (red clover) is the source of this 1019-nucleotide messenger RNA. Its product is annotated as ethylene-responsive transcription factor ERN1. Gene Ontology annotation, biological process: regulation of DNA-templated transcription. The transcript has a single exon. NCBI's taxonomy places the organism in Eukaryota, Viridiplantae, Streptophyta, Magnoliopsida, Fabales, Fabaceae. The record is from RefSeq and is a predicted model, not a curated record. The coding region runs from base 64 to 879 and encodes 271 amino acids. Gene Ontology annotation, molecular function: DNA binding; DNA-binding transcription factor activity.
UAAGUAAUAGCUAAAGCAUUUUCUUCUUCUCUCAAAUACUAUUUUUCUUGAAAAAACUUUGUGAUGGAAAUUCAAUUUCAGCAACCAAACAUGCAGAAUCAAAAAGCAGGAAUUUCUGUAACAAACAAAGGAGGAAAGUUCAAAGGAAGAAACAGAAACAGCAAUAACACAAACAAAUUUGUUGGUGUUAGACAAAGGCCAUCAGGUAGAUGGGUUGCUGAGAUCAAAGACACAACUCAGAAGAUAAGAAUGUGGCUUGGAACAUUUGAGACAGCUGAGGAAGCAGCUAGAGCUUACGAUGAAGCCGCGUGUCUACUUCGAGGUUCGAACACUCGAACCAACUUCAUCACUCAUGUUUCAUUGGAUUCUCCUCUUGCUUCUAGGAUAAGAAAUCUUCUUAACAACAGAAAAGGCGACAAAAAACAGGAAAAUGAUGUUGCUUCUUCAGCAAGUAACAGCAAUACUAGUAAUGCUAGCACCGUUAGUAAUACUAAUACAAUUACAAGCAAUGAUGAUAACAAGGAGAGUGCUGUUUCAAGUGAAGCUACUCAAAAAACAGAACUUUUUGAGGAUGUUUAUAAACCUGAUUUGAGCAAUUUCAAGGAAGAUUUUGAGUCAGGUUCGAAAUCCAACAUUUCGUGGGGUUUCGGACCUGUCUUUGAUCAUUUUCCUUUUGCUCAAUUAUUGGAUAUAUCUAAGACUAAUGGCAUGAAUGAUGCAUCUAACUUGGAACUUUCAGAAUUUGAAAGAAUGAAAGUUGAAAGACAGAUAUCAGCUUCACUUUAUGCUAUUAAUGGAGUCCAUGAGUACAUGGAAACUGUUCAUGAAUCCAAUGAAGCUUUAUGGGAUCUUCCACCUUUGUGCUCAUUGUUCUGUUAAACUUAUGAAGUCUAAUUAAUGAUUCUAAAUAUUAUUGCAGCCUUUUUUUUCUUUUCUUCUUACUAUUAUUGAAAACUUGAGACGAAGUGUGUUGAAUGUAAGACUGAUUGAACCAUUACAAUAACAUAGAGAUAUAAUUA